Owenia fusiformis is the source of this 891-nucleotide messenger RNA. The record is from the annotation of a GenBank genome assembly. Lineage: Eukaryota; Metazoa; Annelida; Polychaeta; Sabellida; Oweniidae.
AUAUUUACCUUGCCAAGUAACAUUUUUCCCUUCAUACUCAAUCAAUCUCUCAUAAAUCAGGUAAUUGUAUGUUAGAAAAUACAGGAUGUUUUCUUCUUUGGGUGUAAUUGUGCAGUCUGGCACUUUCUACUUAAAAGAUGUUCUCCUACAUGAAGGAUGGGCUGUGGUAUCUUUUUUUUAAACUAUGUUUUUCUUUAGCUGUCUGAAUGCAUUUUCCUGCCUUAUAUUAGGUUAACAUCAACAGCGCUUGCCAUCUGGUAAAUUUACUGAAGCAGUUGCCUUGGUAACCAAGCUUUUCCUUCAGUUUAUUUAACAAUUAUUUAAUGGAAGAAGUUCCUUUUUGGUUACAAGUCAAUAUUAAUGUACUACACAUAAUACAACUUAGCUGUGUGUUAUCCUGUUGUCAUGGCUGAUGAUGGUUUCUAUGGCAACCAAUCCAAACUCCAAAGGUGCUUGCUAUUACUUUGCAUGGUUACUACAUGUAGAAUUACAAUGACAGGUAAGAUAUCAUCAAGUGCUCAUAUAAGUGCCAUAAAUUCAGUUGUCAGGCCAUUUCCAUAUGGUCUUAAAAACUCCCGAAAAUUCAAAGUCUCCUCCCAUUUAUAUAUGAUUAUACUCCAAACUGAAAGGAAUAAACAGUUUUUGCAUGGUUUUACUCAUGAUUAUCAAGGAAACUUGACAUUAUCAUGCCUGCCAGAAACUUAGGGAUAUACAGGCAUACAUUUGAAUAUCAUCAUGGGCUAUCUUGAAAAUCCAUUCUCAUAUAUCAAUUUUAGGUAUCAUCAGAUUGAUAUUUUCAAUACAUAAAUGUAAUGAUGUUAUAAAAGGUUGGCUGUAAUGGUUUUGAGCAGAAUGUGAGAGAGUAAGAUGUGUGAGCAAACUUUGAGUGUG